This is a messenger RNA of Pristis pectinata (smalltooth sawfish), 2257 nucleotides long. RefSeq names its product ankyrin repeat domain 2 (stretch responsive muscle) (gene ankrd2). The record is from RefSeq and is a predicted model, not a curated record. The transcript is spliced from 10 exons. Gene Ontology annotation, biological process: regulation of transcription by RNA polymerase II. Lineage: Eukaryota; Metazoa; Chordata; Chondrichthyes; Rhinopristiformes; Pristidae. The coding region runs from base 1 to 1239 and encodes 412 amino acids. Gene Ontology annotation, molecular function: RNA polymerase II-specific DNA-binding transcription factor binding. Gene Ontology annotation, cellular component: nucleus.
AUGGGGACCGUCCGCCAAGCCAAGAGCGGCGCGUCUCCCCACCUCCCCUCCCUCCCGGCCGGCCUGCGCCACGGCGCCUCCCUGCUGGCCGGGAGGACCCAGCUGCUGCUCACUUGCAGCAAGAGCCCACCUGUCUGUCAGUGUGACCGGCCAGGGAGAGUCCCCUCCCUCGCCGCCCCCACCUCCUGCACGCUCCCCCCAGCCCUGCCCCUCCUUCCUCCACACUCCAACCCAGGCAACAGCUAUAAAGCAGCCCAGCACAGAGGAGAUCUGUCCCCGCGCACAGCACCCGGCCGCCCCAGCUCUCUGACCGAGGCAACAAGAGCCAUGGAAGGGGACGUGGAAAUCAGCUCGCUGAUCGACCAGGUGGAGCGGAAGGAGAGCCUAGAGAGAGCUGAGCAGCAGAAAUCCCGGGGCUGUAAGGUGGCGAUCACUGAAAUGGACACGGCUGAUCUGGAAAAGGAGAAGUAUCGGGAGGCAGCUAAAGGCAGCAGAGUCCUGGCGGUGAAGGGUGAAGAAAGAGUGAGAAAGACUUCGAGGGAUCUGCGUCAAGAAAUAAUCAGUCUGGGCGGAAUCCAAAAUCUAAUAGAACUUCGAAAGAAAAGAAGAGAGAGGAAAAAGGUUCCACCUCCCGAACCAGAGAAGGAGACAGAGGAGAUUGAAGGUCCAGUGGAAGUCUCCAUGUUCCUGACCUCUGCGGUUCAGGGCAAGGUCAAAACCAUCGAGAGAUACCUGGCAGACGGUGGAGACGCCAACGCCUGUGAUGAGUUUAAGCGGACUGCUCUGCAUAGGGCCUCACUAGAAGGUCACACUGAUAUAGUCAUCAAACUUCUGGAAGGAGGAGCAACAGUUGACUUCAGGGACAGGCUCGACUGCACGGCUGUUCACUGGGCCUGUCGAGGAGGGAGACUGGAGGUGCUGAAGAUUCUGCGUGAAAAAGGGGCCUCGGUGAACGUCCAUGACAAGCUGCUCAGUACUCCGCUACACGUUGCUACGCGGACUGGCCACGUCGAGUGUGUGGAGUAUCUCAUCGUCUGUGGCAUCGAUAUCAACGCCAAGGACCGGGAGGGGGACACUGCACUGCAUGACGCUGUCCGACUUAGCCGCUACAAGAUAACCAAACUGCUCAUUUUGCAAGGGGCCGACUUGAGGACCAAGAACAUGGAGGGGAAGACUCCGAUUGACCUGGUACAGCAGUGGCAACUUGAAACUAAAGACGCCCUUGCUCACGCGAACUAACAUUUGCUAGCAGAAUGUUCCUGGAACAGCUUAGCCAGAAAACUUGGACUGUAUACUGAAUCUUGUUUCCACCAAUGAGCGAAGCUCACAUAUCAUGUUACAUUUGCGUUGAACUCUGCCAAACACAGAAGCCCCUUGUAAAAUGUUUAGCCACUGCUGACUGGGUUUGUGAGAUCGGGAGAGGUUGUUGGGGUGUGGCAUUAAGAGGACACAGAAACAAAUUAAUGCUUUUAAGAGUAAUAAAGAAAUUUGCACAAGGGACACAGUGGCGCGGUGGGUAGAGCCGCUGCCUCACAUCUCCAGGGACCCGGUUUCAAUCCCGACCUCCGGCACUGUCUGUGUGGAGUUUGCACGUUCUCCCUGUGGACUGAGUGGGUUUCUCCCGGGGGCUCCGGUUUCCUCCCACAUCCCCAAGACAUGUAAGUUGGUAGGUUAAUUGAUCACUGUAAAUUGCCCCUGGUGUGUAGGGUAAGGGGUAGAAUCUGGGGGGGAGGGAAGUUGAUGGGAAUGUGGGGAGAAUAAAAUGGGGUCGGUGUAAAUGGGUGGUUGAUGGUCGACAUGCACUGGAUGGGCCGAAGGGCCUGCUUCCAUGCUGUAUGACUCCAUAAUUAUACAGCAGUGGGGAACAAAUGGUUGCAACGAGCAAGUGAGGCUUCUGAGAGUUAACAUUAGGACAUAGUGGUGCAUAAAAAGUCAAUCCACCAAAAUACUAUCAUGAUUUAAUGGAUUAAAUUGUGAAGAGAGGUUGCAUAAAUUUGGUUCAAGCUUCCUUGAGGACGUGAGCACACAGGGAGUUGCUAUGACUGAUUCUCUACCUCAAUGGAGACCUGGUUCCAUUCAUAUCGCUGCAGCCCAAAAUGGAUCCAUUUCAGCUCUGAAUACGUUCAACAUCUGAUCAUCCUCAGAAUCCUGUUCAUUAACAAUCCUCGUAGUGAAGACAUUUCUUCUCUCAUUGCUAAAGGUCUGACCCUGUCCCGAGUCUACAAGUCCUUAUUCCACAGUGUACACUCCGUCUCCA